Perognathus longimembris pacificus (Pacific pocket mouse) is the source of this 2275-nucleotide messenger RNA. RefSeq names its product Rac family small GTPase 1 (gene Rac1). Gene Ontology annotation, biological process: small GTPase-mediated signal transduction; regulation of cell shape; regulation of actin cytoskeleton organization. The transcript is spliced from 7 exons. Bases 229 to 864 code for a protein of 211 amino acids. Gene Ontology annotation, molecular function: GTP binding; GTPase activity; protein kinase binding. NCBI's taxonomy places the organism in Eukaryota, Metazoa, Chordata, Mammalia, Rodentia, Heteromyidae. The record is from RefSeq and is a predicted model, not a curated record. Gene Ontology annotation, cellular component: cell cortex; dendritic spine; plasma membrane.
CUAGGCCGGAUGUGAGUGGAGCGGCCAUUUCCUGUUUCUCUGCAGUUUUUCUCAGCUUUGGGUGGUGGCUGCUGUGGGGCUUCGGCUUCCAAUCCACCGAGGACUAGUCGGCGUGGACAGCGGCCCCGGCACCUCGCGCUUUGCCGCCCACAGCCGCACGCCUGCCCCCCUGCCUCUUCCAUUUCUACCUCCCCAGCCGCCGCCGCCGCGGCCCACCGAGCGGCCCCGAUGCAGGCCAUCAAAUGUGUGGUGGUGGGAGACGGAGCUGUAGGUAAAACUUGUCUGCUGAUCAGCUAUACUACCAAUGCAUUUCCUGGAGAGUACAUCCCUACUGUCUUUGACAACUAUUCUGCCAAUGUUAUGGUAGAUGGAAAACCAGUGAAUCUGGGCUUAUGGGAUACAGCUGGACAAGAAGAUUAUGACAGAUUACGUCCCCUCUCAUAUCCACAAACAGUUGGAGACACGUAUGGUAAGGAUAUUCCCUCCAGGGGCAAAGACAAGCCGAUUGCCGAUGUAUUCUUAAUUUGCUUUUCUCUUGUGAGUCCUGCAUCAUUUGAAAAUGUCCGUGCAAAGUGGUAUCCAGAAGUGCGGCACCACUGUCCCAACACCCCCAUUAUCCUAGUGGGGACGAAACUCGACCUUCGGGACGAUAAAGACACCAUUGAGAAGCUGAAGGAGAAGAAGUUGACUCCCAUCACCUACCCGCAGGGCUUAGCUAUGGCUAAGGAAAUUGGUGCUGUAAAAUACCUGGAGUGCUCGGCUCUCACCCAGCGAGGCCUCAAGACAGUGUUCGAUGAAGCUAUCCGUGCGGUGCUCUGCCCACCGCCGGUCAAGAAGCGGAAGAGAAAAUGCCUGCUCUUGUAAACAGCUGCUUACCCCCGCUCCUGCCCCUGGGACCCUUUGUACGCUUUGCUCAAAAACAGCGGAGCCUUCGCACUCAAUGCCAAGUUUUUGUUACAGAUUAAUUUUCCAUAAAACCGUUUUGAACCAAUCAGUAAUUUUAAGGUUUUCUUUUAAAUGUAAGAGUUUAAACUUACAUUCUAUUAAAAUUCAGACCUAAAUAAACCUUCUAAAAGCCUUAUUUUUCAAAAGCCCCUACUCUUGCUCAGAUUAAGUGUUGCCAAAAUACCUUCUGAACAAAGUGGUGUUGUGCUGAGAACACUAAACACUAAAUUCAAAAGGCCCCGGUGGGGCCCUGGGAGGAGACCACAGCUCCCCGUGGCAGAGGCGCCUUGCUCUCCCACACCCGGCAAAUGGAGCCGCGGCGCCUCCUCUGCGCCAUGUUGCCAUUAACACAUCCUAACCUUGUACUGUACGUCCUCAUGGAGGGAGGGAGGGUGACACUCCACUCUUUGGAGCAGUCUAUUUUGUUGCCUCAUUUCUGUGGUGAACUGGAACAGGAUUCAUGCAGUGUUUCCUCUGACCUGUUCUAGUUGUGAGUGCGGGCAGAAUGGUGACACACGACAUGAUGGCAGGAUGAAGACAGUUUUGACAAAAUAAGGAGAUUAUUUAUACUACAUUGUGUACGAGUAAUUCAGCUAAGAAAGUGUCAUAGCAAAGGACAGUCCAUACUUGUCAAAUGCAAUAGAUUACAAAGGUCAGCGUUGCCAGUGUCUUAAGCGUUUCCUUUGCCCUACCUGUCCUUUCCCACAUGGGGCAUUGCACUCACCUUUGAACUCGUCAUUCCCUCCUUGCUAACUUAGGAAGUGCUUUUCUUAUAGAUCCCCCUUCUUAAUGAGCAAUAUGCCUCCGACUUGUACUAUAAAAUCUUUCAAAUAAUGCAUUAAAAGUUUUUCUUUCCUUCGUAGAUUAGCAAAAGUGCAUUCUUGUUUUCAUUACUUUACUCAAAGCUAAUAAGUACUUUCCUUAGUUUUCUAGUAACUUAGGUGUAAAAAUCAUGUGUUCCAGCUUUACAGUUUUUAAAAUAUUUUAGAUAUUCUUAAACUAUGAACUUUAACAUCACUGUCUUGCCAGAUUGCCAGCACUGUCAUGUGACUAAUACCCACCCUCCCUACCCAUGCGGACAUUUCCUGCAGUGCUCUGCCUGCCAUGUUCCCCGGGGGUCCGAGUUGUGUAACCUGCUAGUGCUGACCCGGUUCUGUUCUGUACACUUUAACUUGCUGGCAGGAGCACAGUGUUGGACCUUUCAACCACUAGAACAAAAUUUUUUUAAAUUGACAGUUGCAGAAUUGUGGAGUGUUUUUACAUUGAUCUUUUGCUAAUGCAGUUAGCAGUAUGUUUUGCAUGUAUGACUUAAUAAAUCAUUGAAUCAUAA